GAAGCUCGCGAAGGGGAUCGAUAGGUGGAAUUGUCGUAAAUCAUCUGUCCUCGCGGCACCCACUAUCUUAUCUUAUCUUGACAACAUUCAUUGCGGCUGGGCUCCAGCAGUCAGACUUGAGCUUGAACUCGAAUGACUUACCUACUGUAUUUCGCUACAGUAAGUAUGGAAGUUUCUCCUGUGGUAGUUCGAAUUUCGCGUCGCUGACGUCUCCAGAAAGGUGAGUUGAUUUUACGGGGUGCACUAGUACCGGAGAAAGAGAGGGAAGAUCCGAGAUAAAUCUUCAUGUGCAGGUCCGUACUCAAUCCUUGUCUUGAACGUUUGAACAACACCCGAAUAUCAGUGACUACAUAAUUCUUCCUUUUCACAAUCGUUCCGCCGACCGCGUACAUUCUAUUGGUAUACCGUGCCGACCUCCUAUAACAUUAUAAAUAAUGCUCACGUUUCUUCGCAUGCGCGCCCAACACGCGGUCGCUCCGAAGGAUGUGCUACUCUAAAGUGUAAUAUCGCUGAAGAUUCCUGCAGUCAAUUUCCCUCGAUACUGUCUUUUAUAUCCGACCACCCUCGGCAUAUUCUCAGAUGGCACGGAGCUAUCGGUAUAUCCGACAUAUUCUGCCGGACGUUUACGCAGGCACAUUCAGCCAAUUUUGGUGAGAUUGUUGACUUCAAUACGGUGGCAAACGAGGCUGUUGUGAUGGUAUAGAUGAUUCUCGUUCACAUCUCCGAGUCAGAAAGGCCGUAAUUCAUGGGGAAACAGUGUAUAAAAGGUGCAGAACCCUGCUGCUCAACCAUACUCCUUAGCUCCCCUACCUCUUUACCGUAACCUCAAAGUCGAACUUCACCCGCAAAAUGUCUAAUUUGCUUGCACCACCUCCACUUCCUGCUACUAAACUUGGUAGACAUCGCCAAUUGGCACCAAUUGCUGGUCUUCAUGCUUCUCCCAUUUGUCUUGGUGCGAUGAGCAUUGGUGACAAAUGGGGUGCGCUCAUGGGGGCGAUGGACAAGGACAACAGUUUCAAGCUCCUUGACGCCUUCUACGAAGCCGGUGGGAACUUCAUCGAUACAGCCAACGCUUACCAAAGCGAAAGCUCUGAAGAGUUCCUUGGUGAAUGGAUUGAACAGCGCGGCAUUCGCGAUGAGAUAAUUAUCGCGACCAAGUAUACCACUAACUUCAAGAUGGGUAACACCAAAGUCCGCCAGCAGACCCACUACGUUGGCAAUAACCUCAAAUCGAUGCAUAUCUCUGUGGAAGCUUCAUUGAAGAAGUUGCGCACAGAUUACAUCGACAUUCUGUACGUUCACUGGUGGGACUUCGCUACUAGCGUCGAGGAAGUCAUGAAUGGCUUGCACAACCUCGUUGCGCAAGGGAAAGUUCUCUACUUGGGUGUUUCUGAUACGCCUGCUUGGGUCGUCUCUCGGGCGAACUCGUACGCCAGGGAGAACGGUAAAACACCCUUUGUUAUCUAUCAGGGCGCAUGGAGUAUCUUACAGAGAGACCUGGAGCGAGAAAUCUUGCCCAUGGUUAGGGCUGAAGGAAUGGCUCUUGCUCCAUUCAAUGUCUUGGCUGCCGGUAAGAUUCGUUCGGAUGCCGAAGAACAAAAGCGUCGUGAGACGGGUGAGAAGGGUCGAGCAAUUCAGGAUCCAAGCUGGGAACGCACAGAGAAUGAGAGGAAGGUCUGUCUUGCAUUAGAGAAAGUUGCUGGGGAAGUCGGAGUGCAGAGUAUCACCGCUGUCGCCAUCGCGUACGUGAUGCAGAAAGCUCCUUAUGUCUUUCCGAUCAUUGGUGGAAGAAAAAUCGAACACCUACAUCAAAACCUCGAGGCACUCAAUAUCGCUCUUACGCCUGAGCACAUCAAGUACCUCGAGAGCAUUCUGCCCUUUGAUCUUGGAUUCCCCUAUAAUAACUUCGGCAACGGAUCGGACUACGCCUUCCUCUUCAAAACUGCUGGAUACUUUGACAAGUGGCCCAGGCAGGAGGCUAUUCGUCCCUCCAAGGAUUGAAAGAUCCGCCUUUUGGAACAGUGAUACCAUCUGUCUUCCCAUGCAUGUGUACUUGAGAUAUAGAUAGUCAAUAAUCAUCUCAGGAUUGUAUAGCCAUUGUUUCUAUGUCGGCAAUCGAGUACUUGAAUAUGGACUGUUGGUUUGGACAAUCUAGCGAUUGGUAGUUACUUGCCAAAUGUAGGUGGGAUUUGCUAUAAAUGGUAGGUAGAUAU
Molecule: messenger RNA, 2213 nt
Organism: Somion occarium
Lineage: Eukaryota; Fungi; Basidiomycota; Agaricomycetes; Polyporales; Cerrenaceae
Source: the annotation of a GenBank genome assembly